This is a messenger RNA of Lontra canadensis (Northern American river otter), 2472 nucleotides long. RefSeq names its product tubulin tyrosine ligase like 12 (gene TTLL12). The transcript has 14 exons. Gene Ontology annotation, biological process: protein modification process. Bases 53 to 1993 code for a protein of 646 amino acids. Lineage: Eukaryota; Metazoa; Chordata; Mammalia; Carnivora; Mustelidae. The record is from RefSeq and is a predicted model, not a curated record.
GGCCGGGCCGGCGGGCUGCGGCGGAGUGGGACUCGGCGCUGGCGCUACCGCCAUGGACGCCGACGCGGGGUCGGGGAACCCAGAGAACGGGGAGCGCCGCGACCCGGACCGGACUGCGGAGGAGGACGCGCGGGCCCGGGCCGAGUUCGCGGCGCUGCACGGCCCGGCGCUGCGCGCGUCCGGAGUCCCUGAGCGGUACUGGGGCCGCCUCCUGCACAAGCUGGAGCACGAGGUUUUCGAUGCCGGGGAGAUGUUCGGGAUUAUGCAAGUGCAGGAAGUGGAGGAGGAGAGUGAGGGCGAGGAGGCCCGGGAAGCUCGGAAGAGGCAGCCCAACCCUGGCGGCGAGCUCUGCUACAAGGUCAUCGUGACCAGCGAGAACGGGCUCCAGGCGGCCGACCCCAACAGCAUCUUCCUCAUCGACCACGCCUGGACGUGCCGCGUGGAGCACGCGCGCCAGCAGCUGCGGCAGGUGCCCGGGCUGCUGCUCCGCAUGGCCAACCUGAUGGGCGUCGGGUUCCACGGCGAGCUGCCCAGCGCCGAGGCCGAGGACCUGGUGCUGGAGGAGAUGUGGCGGUUCAACCAGACCUACCAGCUGGCACACGGGACGGCCGAGGAAAAGGUGCCGGUGUGGUACGUCAUGGACGAGUUCGGCUCGCGCAUCCAGCACUCCGACACGCCCAGCUUUGCCACGGCGCCCUUCUUCUACAUGCCCCAGCAGGUGGCCUACACGCUGCUGUGGCCCCUGCGGGACCUGGACACAGGCGAGGAGGUGACCCGGGACUUUGCCUACGGGGAGGCCGACCCUCUGAUCCGGAAGUGCAUGCUGCUGCCCUGGGUCCCCGCCGACCUGCUGGACUUGAGCUCCUCCACACCCGAGCCGCCUGACGAGCACUACCAGGCCAUUUUGGAGGAGAACAAGGAGAAGCUGCCGCUCGCCAUCAGCCCGGUGGCCUAUCCCUGCGACCACGUCUUCAAGGUCUAUACAGACAUCCAGCAGGUGCUCAGGCACCUGACGCACCCACGCUUCACCUUUGCCCAGAGCGAGGCGGACGCGGACAUCCUCUACAACUUCUCCCACUUCAAGGACUACAGGAGGCUCAGCCAGGAGAGGCCCAACGUGCUGCUGAACCAGUUUCCCUGCGAGAACCUGCUGACGGUGAAGGACUGCCUGGCCUCCGUCGCGCGCCGGGCCGGGGGCCCCGAGGGCCCGGCGUGGCUCCCCCGCACCUUCAACCUGCGCACCGAGCUGCCGCAGUUUGUGAGCUGCUUCCAGCAGCGGGAGAGGCGGGGCCAGGACAACCACUGGAUCUGCAAGCCCUGGAACCUGGCCCGCAGCCUGGACACCCACGUCACCAGGAGCCUGCACAGUAUCGUCCGGCACCGGGAGAGCAGCCCCAAGGUCGUGUCCAAGUACAUCGAAAGCCCAGUGUUGUUCCUUCGAGAAGACGUGGGGCCGGUCAAGUUCGACAUCCGCUACGUCGUGCUUCUGCGCUCGGUGAAGCCCCUGAGGCUGUUUGUCUAUGACGUGUUCUGGCUGCGCUUCUCCAACCGGCCCUUCGCGCUCGACGACCUGGACGACUACGAGAAGCAUUUCACCGUCAUGAACUAUGACCCGGAAGUGGUGCUGAAGCAGGUGCACUACGAUGAGUUCAUCCCUGAGUUUGAGAAGCAGUACCCGGAAUUUCUCUGGAACAGCGUCCAGGCUGAGAUCUUCCAGGCCUUCACGGAGCUGUUCCAAGUGGCGUGUGCCAAGCCGCCGCCCCUGGGCCUCUGCGACUAUCCCUCAUCCCGGGCCGUGUAUGCCAUCGACCUCAUGCUCAAGUGGGACGACCGUCCAGAUGGGACGCGAGUGAUGCAGCCGCAGAUCCUGGAGGUGAACUUCAACCCGGACUGUGAGCGGGCCUGCAGGUACCACCCGGGCUUCUUCAACGACGUCUUUAGCGCCCUGUACCUGGACGAGCCCAGCCACUGCCACGUCACCCGCCUGGUCUAGGUGCUCGUGGCUCUGCGCUGCCUGCCGGCCCCUUCCAGCCUCAGCGGGCAGAGCUGCUUCCACGAGCCCCUCCCCUCCUCCCUCGGCACAGCCUCGUCUUGGAGCUGUCAUCCCCGUGUCACCUCGGGGGGCUCAGGGUCCUCUUCCCUCCGAGGUCAGGAGCAGGGCCAGGCACGGUGUCCCCAGGGCUGAGUCCCAGGCCCCUGUCCGUGCUCCCCUCACCGCCAUCCAUGCUCAGCUGAGGGCUUUUUCUGGAGGGUCUGGUUCCUGGGCUGCUGUUUCCCAGGGGGUUAGCGGCUGCGGGUUCUGGGGAGCACGAGGUUUCCCCAGCAACACCUGCGGAGCCCACAUACGAACGGGGAGCUGGGUGGGCUGCUUCUCCAGGGGGCCUGCUCGUGUAUCGUGACUCCGCUGGGGCAGGGUGUCCCCACCCCUGCCCCCCAGAACAGCUGGGAACCUGCUCCCCAGACCGCGCCUUC